Molecule: messenger RNA, 3556 nt
Organism: Ictidomys tridecemlineatus (thirteen-lined ground squirrel)
Lineage: Eukaryota; Metazoa; Chordata; Mammalia; Rodentia; Sciuridae
Gene: Pdxk
Product: pyridoxal kinase
Biological process (GO): pyridoxal 5'-phosphate salvage
Cellular component (GO): cytosol
Molecular function (GO): pyridoxal kinase activity
Source: RefSeq, a predicted model, not a curated record
UCCUGAAUUCCAGGCAUGUGCCUCGGCUUCUGCACCAAGGAGGAGGACAUAGUGUGCCUGUUGCCAAGGGAGAGGCUCUUCUGGACAACCCAUUCGGGGAAGAGCUGUGCUUCUUACCUGGGGUCCCAGUGCCCAGCAUCCUUAUCGGUGGCUCCACAGGUGUUGGGAUUUGAGAUCGACGCGGUGAACUCUGUCCAGUUUUCAAAUCACACAGGCUAUGCCCACUGGAAGGGUCAGGUGCUGAAUGCCCAUGAGCUGCAGGAGCUGUACGAAGGCCUGAAGCUGAACAGCGUGAACAAGUACGACUACGUGCUCACGGGUUACACCCGGGACAAGUCCUUCCUGGCCAUGGUGGUGGACAUCGUGCGGGAGCUGAAGCAGCAGAACUCCAGGCUCGUGUACGUGUGCGAUCCCGUGAUGGGCGACAAGUGGAACGGCGAAGGCUCCAUGUACGUUCCCGAGGACCUCCUCCCGGUGUACAGAGAGAAGGUGGUGCCCGUGGCGGACAUCAUAACCCCCAACCAGUUUGAGGCCGAGUUGCUGAGUGGCAGGAAGAUCCACAGCCAGGAAGAAGCGCUAGCGGUGAUGGACGUGCUGCAUGCCAUGGGCCCCGACACAGUGGUCAUCACCAGCUCCGACCUGCCUUCCUCGCGGGGCAGUGACUACCUGAUCGCACUGGGCAGCCAGAGGAUGAAGCGGCCUGAUGGCACCACAGUGACCGAGCGCAUCCGGAUGGAGAUGCGCAGGGUGGAUGCUGUCUUCGUGGGCACCGGGGACCUCUUUGCUGCCAUGCUCCUGGCGUGGACACACAAGCACCCUGACAGCCUCAAGGUGGCUUGCGAGAAGACCGUGUCAGCCAUGCACCACGUUCUGCAGAGGACCAUCCGGUGCGCAAGAGCCCAGGCUGGGGAGGGACAGAAGCCCAGCCCAGCACAGCUGGAGUUGAGGAUGGUGCAGAGCAAGAAGGACAUCGAGGACCCAGAGAUCGUCGUCCAGGCCACGGUGCUCUGAGGUCACCCACUCACCCAGCGCACAGCAUGUCCCUGUUUUCAUCCUUGUGACAGUGUGACGUCUGCCUUAGUGCCAUGACUGACUUGCCUUCCAUCUGUGAGUGUCGGGCAUCGUGGGUCCCGAUGGUGAAACCUGCCAGUGUGCUUUUCAAAAGUAACAAGCGAUCACGGGAAUUUGUGAUCUGGAAACCCGACCCCUCCCCCAAGGCCUCGGGACUCCUGACUGCCCUCCGUGGGCCGCUGGCUGCCACUGCCCCACGGAACCCCUGUCCCGCGUGGGCUGGGCCCAUGAAGGCUUCUGUCCGCGUCUUGGAUGGUUCGGGUCUCAACCUUGAGCAUCUGGAAGAAUCAUGCCAGAUUCCUGUGUUGUCCUUCUGGUUGUCCCCUCUCGGUUCCUGCGCUGGAACUGUCCUAGUCUGCUGCGUGCCGCGUCCCUGGGGUCUGGCCUCACGCAGCUAUACAGCUGCUCACGUCCACACGCUCAGACACACUGGCGUGUGGUCACCGCACAGGGGCCUCUCCAGGGCCCAGUGAAUUCCAGUCAGUCUGCAGUCCUCACGGGUAUCAGUGGGACUCCUGUGACUCGGGAACAACUUCUGGGGACCUGCCGUGUGUCGGGAGGGACGUGCUGGUACAGCAGGGCCGCCCCUGGCCAAGGCAGCUGGUGGAGUUGGAGAAAGGUGCCCUGUGGGUUCCUUGGGAGCGUCCUCCAUCUGUCGUGUGCCACUUAGGCCGUGGGUCUGCUGCCCACCGUGGUGACACUGCAUGGGGCCACAUGUGUGGGGUGCAGGACGAGGCGGUGUCCGCUGUCCCCUCUUGCCACUUCAUCCCCCUCUUCCUUGUCUGUGCCGGCUGCUUGCUGGAGACAGGCGCUGGAGCUCGAUGCUGGUGGUCGGCUCGGACCCCGUGGGCCGCCGUGGUGGAGGCCAGCAGCCCAGCCCCAGUCCAGCUGUCUGCUGCUCAAGGUGACCACUCGGGCGAGGCAAGUGGGGCUGCUUGUCUGUGGCCCCUUUGUCCUCCCACCCUUCCUUCCUGCACCCCAGUUCUUGGGGGUGCCAAGGUCUGCCUCUCCUGGCACUUGCCCUGGGGAGUGGGGUAGCUCCUCCAGGGCACCCCGGCUCCAUGCCACGGUGGCCCCUUUCCCAGAGCCCACCCCCGCUGAGUGCGGUCCAGUGUCUUCCGGGAAGACCCUCCUCCAGGCCUGCAUUCUUCACCUUGUUGGGAAAUGCCCCAGAACGAGGGCGCCGGUCCCCAUGGGACUCAGCCCCCUGACCUCUCUGACCCCAUGCAGCUCCCAUUCUGAGGUCUGAACUGGAGGUCGGCACUCCCUGGCCGCGGUUGGCUGGCUCUCUGCCAGGCCACCAAGCCGGAUGUGUUUGCUGCCAUGAUUCCUGGUCCCAACGGCAGACUUCUCCCAGCACAAGACCCACUGGACCCGCAGGAGAAGGAAAGCUGUGGCCAGAGCCAGGCAGGGAAGACCAGCCAAAUUGACCAGGGGCCUUUGCAUGGCCUCUCAGGAAAGCUGUCACUGCCAGGGGGAACCAGGGACCCAGUGCCAGCAAUGAGGACAGCUGAUUAGUGUCCCUUCCUUUCUCCUGUCCCCCAUCUUCUUUUUCCCUUUAUUUCCUUUCUUAACACGGGAGCAAGUGUCCGGCUGGAGGAGGGACCUAGGUGUGUGUCCCGCCCACACGGGGGGGGGGGGCUCAGGCUGCUGGGAGCCUGGGGCGUAGACCCAGCUGUGUGUGCAGAGGACCUGAGGGGCCGUACUCUGCAGGCACGUGGACGCUCUGCUCCUGAGCGACACCUCGGCUUAGUCCAGGUGAGGAUGAGCCCCUCUCCUUCCCCCAGUGCCCUGUGGAGCUGCCUGUAGCAUCAUGAUCCUGGCCCUGGGGACAGGAGGGACCCUGGUGGGAACCAUGUUCCAAGUGGGGCUCUAGGUGUGGGACCCAUGCUGGAAAUACGUUAAGAGGGCCAGGUGUGGCUCCGUGGCAGACCUGGCCUGGCCUGUGCCAGGCCCUGGGUGGGAUCCCCAGCCACGCACCACCCCCAGUAAAAGGAGAGAAGACGUUAGCUUCCUGGCAAGGAAGGGUCUGGCCAGCCCACCUGUGAGCGCAGGUCUUCAAAGUGGCGCUGCCACCGUCCCGGUGCUCCUGGCCCCGUUUCCACACCACAGGUGCCGCCUCGGGGUCCAGAUCCACAGCCUGCUGUCCACAGUGACCGUGGGCUUUGGUGGUGAUCGUUGAUACCGCUCGGGUCCAAGUGAGAAUCCAGGCUUGUUUUUACUUUCCAUAGUUUUAAUGACAGCAGAAUCAUCAUCGUAACAAUCCGAGGUGAAGGCUGUGUUAGCCCAGUGUUGCUCGCUCGAUCCUAGGGGUAGGAUUUUAAUACUUUCUUAAUCCAGCUUUUCAAGCCUUCUGGAGACUGCAAGAAGGAAUUACAAAAUGUGAUCCUUUUUUAAUCAAUUUUCAAUCAUCGCCUAGUCCUGCCAAGGUAAUUGUGUGCCUCUGUGUUGAUUUUGCAAUAUAUACCAAUAAUUGUGAAAACGA